Messenger RNA from Polistes canadensis, 5261 nucleotides. It is a transcript of the gene dsh, whose product is annotated as segment polarity protein dishevelled homolog DVL-3. Gene Ontology annotation, molecular function: frizzled binding. Gene Ontology annotation, biological process: canonical Wnt signaling pathway; intracellular signal transduction. NCBI's taxonomy places the organism in Eukaryota, Metazoa, Arthropoda, Insecta, Hymenoptera, Vespidae. The record is from RefSeq and is a predicted model, not a curated record. The transcript has 12 exons. The coding region runs from base 1509 to 3476 and encodes 655 amino acids. Gene Ontology annotation, cellular component: cytosol.
AUACCUGCACAUGUACCUGUAUUUUUUAAUUAGACGUGUCCAAAAAUUUUCAAUAUUUUAAAUAAAAGUAUCUUCCUUUUGUAUAGAGGAAAUAGAAAGAAAAAAAAAUAUUCUUUUGUCAAUUAAAUUAUUCAAAUAUACGUAGAAAUAGAUUCAUUCGUAUGCACAGAAUUGAAUAUUUAAUCGAUAUAAAAAUGACAAGGGGAUUCACCUUAUAUAAACAAUUGCUACUUUCACAAUCAACAAAAAUAAUUGAUUUACUAUUAAUAAAUACGACAAUUACGAAAUACAUUUAUUUUAUGUGUAAAUGAUGAUAAUUUUACACGAUGAAACUUACUAUAAAAGUAGAAAACCACAACCGGAUUUAGGCCGGAUUGGAAAUUUAUUGCGAUUCAUUUGGAAUGCUGAGAAAAAGACAGUUUUCGACAGAACUGCAAAAGAAUGGGCAAAUAGAUUGUUGACAGUUCAAUGUGUCGUGUGGACUUCUAAUCUAGUGCAAUCCUCUAACUACUAUUUGGAUUUUCAAAUAAUCAUUGAAAAAUAAUUGGAGGAACUGAAGACAUUAAAGAAAUAUGUUCAAGUUAUUAAAAUAUAACUAAAUAAUACAUUUAGUUAAUUUAGCAUUUAGUAAAGUUAGCAUUAUAUGACUUGGAAACUAGUAAGUAAUAUACAUACGGAAUUUAAAAAAUAAAGUAGUUAAAAAUAAAAAUAAAAUGAUGAUAAAAACAGAAAGAAUAAGUAUCUUCUUUAAUGAACUUGUAAGCACCUUUAAAUUUAUUUGAAUAUUUGUUGCAUAGGAAGGAUCGAAAAAACAAGUUCUUAUCUCGAAUAUGAAACAUUCAACGCGCACAAUCAAUCACGGAUAUGUACCGUAAUGAAAUAGCAUGAAGGUGUAUUAGCGGGCGCAGCACCGAUUGCAACACCAAAUUCCCUACGCAAUUAGAAUAUGUUUUAUCGAUUAGUAACAAAAUUUCACUACUUCGAUACGUCGCGUAUGGAAGAGAAUAAAGCUUCUAUCUUAGAUUUUAAUGAAUAUAACGUAAGUCAACGUUGGAACGUCGAUAAUUGAUAAUAAAAAAGAAGCAUUAAACGUUAGUUUCCGUUCUUAUCUUGUUUCUUUAGGCACGAUUGCAGCACCAUCAGCGGAUUUUCUUAGGUGAUAGAAGCGAAGUGGGGGCGCGAUGGAAGGUUCGCUGUAGUGAUUACGUCGGCAGGAGUGUUGACGUUUAUUUGAAGGAUACGGAAGCUAUGAAUAGUCAAAAAGAAAUAAUUAGUGGAAUAAUAAGGAAUAGAUUUUAGUGACUUAUUUGCAUAUUGGAAUGCUUUAACAAAGGGUGCUUGGUGUGUCUAUUUAAUGACUAUAUGCUACUACUAAACUCGAUGCGCGUGAGGGCUUUGGCUCUAACUGCAACGCGCCAUAUUGGUUUAAGACAAUUGCUCGUGUUAGUGGGGGCCUGACUGAUACAACUUCUCUAUCAAAUCAACGUAGAAUUAUUUAUUUCACAAUCAUGGAGGAAACCAAAAUAAUUUACCAUAUUGACGACGAAGAGACACCUUAUUUGGUCAAACUGACUAUUUCGCCGGAGAGGGUGACUUUGGCAGAUUUUAAAAAUGUCCUCAACCGACCGAAUUACAAGUAUUUCUUCAAAUCAAUGGACGAUGACUUCGGGGUUGUAAAAGAGGAGAUUGUGGACGACGAUGCACAUCUUCCAUGCUUCAAUGGACGAGUAGUCUCAUGGUUGGUUUCUGCUGAAGGCAGUAAUGUAUCGGAUGGUGUUUCACAUUGCACUGAUUCUGUAGCGCAUAGUGAAGUGAAGCACGAUCGCAUUGAUCAUGUAACACCAGGGCAUACAAAUCGUGGUCCACCACCACUUUCGCACGAUGAUACCUUAACAGAAACUGAAAGUAUUAUAAGUAGCCGACAAGGUCAUCAUUUACAUAAAAGUUCAAGACAUCAUACAGACAAAUAUGAAAAAUAUAACAAAUACAAUGGAUUGCGAAUAAAUGGUCAUUCUAAGCAUCGUUCCGGUCAUGGCUAUGAAACUGCCUCUAUAUUGAGCUCAGAUCUAGAAACGACAACAUUUUUAGAAUCGGAUGAUGAUGCGAGUAGUCGUAUUACAUCGACAACAGGUCGUCAUACUAAUAUGAGUAGUGCAGUUGACAGAGCAACUUUAGAUCGACGUAGACCUCAAAGAAGAAGAAGACACAGAUUACCUCCUAUGUCUCGAACUUCUUCAUUUAGCAGUAUCACAGAUAGCACAAUGUCUUUGAAUAUCAUAACGGUCUCAUUAAAUAUGGAUACUGUAAAUUUCCUUGGAAUAAGUAUUGUUGGUCAAAGUAAUAAGGGUGGAGAUGGAGGAAUUUAUGUUGGAUCUAUAAUGAAAGGGGGAGCUGUAGCCUUAGAUGGCCGAAUAGAACCCGGUGACAUGAUUCUUCAAGUUAAUGACAUUAAUUUUGAGAACAUGUCUAAUGAUGAGGCGGUAAGAGUUCUACGUGAAGUCGUCCAAAAACCAGGACCAAUCAAGUUAGUUGUUGCUAAAUGUUGGGAUCCAAAUCCGAAAGGUUAUUUUACCAUACCAAGAACAGAGCCGGUGCGUCCUAUAGAUCCGGGUGCAUGGGUGGCACAUACAGCAGCUAUACGAGGCGAAGGUUUCCCACCUCGUCCACCAAGUGCAACAACAUUAACAUCCACAUCGAGUAGUCUUGCUAGUACUCUACCAGAUACAGAACGACCACUAGAGGAACUUCACCUUACCAUUAAUACAGAUAUGCCAACAAUAGUACGUGCUAUGGCACGUCCAGAUUCGGGUCUAGAAAUUCGUGAUCGCAUGUGGCUUAAAAUAACAAUUCCGAACGCAUUUAUUGGGGCAGAGGUUGUUGAUUGGCUUAGCACACACGUAGAAGGAAUUAUUGAUCGUCGUGAAGCCAGAAAAUACGCAUCAUUGAUGCUAAAAGCUGGAUUCAUCAGACAUACUGUGAAUAAGAUCACGUUUUCUGAACAAUGUUAUUACAUAUUUGGUGAUUUGUGUUCUGCUAUGAGCAGCAUGAAAUUGGACUGUGACACGGUUGGACCUUUACCACCUCCUAAUGCUUGGGACAUGCCUUACUCAGGGACAUAUGCACCUCAUUCUGCGACUGGUUACAGUCCAAUGCCAUUUAAUUUUACUAACGAACCAACUGUAUAUGGAUAUCAUAGAGAAGAAAGUGUUCAUAGUGGUUCAGGUGGUAGCAGUGCAGGUAGUGAACAUAUUUGUAAGGAACCUAUCCACGACUUGAAGUCUUGUUCUUCAGCAUCUGAAUCGGAAUUACAUAUCCCAUCUGUGCCAAGUAUGCCAAGUAAGAAUUCUGGUAAUGGGAAUGGUUCGAAUGGUAAAAGGUCUAAUGGAAGCCAUAGUCGGUCCAGUGGGUCCGAGCAAUCGGUACAGACAGGAACUGGUUCAGGAACUCAACAAAAUCAACAAGACUUAUCUGGGUGACGUAUGCACGAAGAAUGUCGCACGCGGACAAGUAAUUUGGACAACAAUACCAGAGAUAAUAUUUGUGAGUGUAGUUUUAUUUUCAUAUUUACUUUGACAUUCCAUUAAAGAAUAUAGAAUGAUUACAAUUAAAAGGUUUGGAUAUUUGUGUUAAAAUAAUCUCGGUACAGACCGUUAUCUUGAAAUCAAACGAUUAUUUUAAAAUUUACAGAGAGGGUAGUAUUCUUUCGACGAGAAAAAAAAACAAACGAACGAACGAGCAAACAAACAAAAUUUCUUGCACCGUUGAUGUUUAGCAUUUGAUAUGUUUGCAUUUGUAUUAUUAUUAUUAUUAUUAUUAUAUACACUUUGAUAGAUUAUAUUUAUGAAUUAUCAUUGCACAAACAUAAUUGCAACAGAAUGUGUGUGUAUUUAAGUGUAUAGCGCCCUUUUAGUGCAGUAGAUAUGGGACAUUACAUACUUUGGAACAUGAAAUAUUUUUAUUCUUUACAGAUGAAGAAGACAUUUUGGAGUACCAGUUUCUGCAUAAGUGAAGAUAUUUGUUAUAUCGUAAUACGUAUACGCAAUGACAUUAAUAGACGUAAACAGGAAGUUAUGAUAUAAUUCUACGUCGUUUUAUUAAGUGGACGGAAGUAGCACACGCGAAACAUAUGUUUAUAUAUUUAAUAGGCCAAUUUUGAUAAAAUGCUGUAGAAGGUAAAAUGUCCAAGCUCAUGUAAUAACGGUUUAUAAUGUCUAUACAUAAUAGAGUUAAGGUAAUUGGAAUCUCUAUGUGACAAAUGUGUCCUUUUUUGAAAUGUUGUUACGGUUUGUGUUAAUUCAUACAAAGCAUUUGCAAUACUAGGGGUUGUAUUAUUUAUGCAGUAUUUUCUAUAUACAUAUACGCGCAUAUGCGUAUAUAUAUUUAGAGAAUAAAUAUAUAUAUUACAAAUUACUGCAAAUACGUGCAGAUCGAUAGAGCUUAUUAAUUUUUGUAAGUACAUCCAGUAUCGGCUCCUCUGUUUAAUAACGCAUUUGAAAAAUCUCAUAACUUUCAUUAAUCAUUAUUAAUAAUUAUACUUUUGUAGCUUUCCAUUAUUAGAGUAAUUUUUUUUCAAAUUAUUUCAAAUGCUAUGUCUCGUUAAAUCUUAGUUAUUUUCUUUUUCAAUUUAUAAACAAGGGGAGAUUUUGGAAGUAAAAUGAUAAAAAAAAAACAUUUGAUAAAUUCACGAAUACAACUAUGUAUAAACUGUUUGCAUAUACGACAAUAUAAUUAACGCCCAUCGUAGAAAAAAAAUUGUAAUAAAACAGAAGUAUCAAAUUUAUAGAAUGUGAACGGACGAUUUAUACACCUAUAAACGAUAUUUUUUCCAAGAUGGAAAACAUCUUGUAGCAUUAAAAUUAAUUGUGAUAUUACAACAAUUUCGAACUGAUUUCAAAAGUGCAACAAAAAGAAUUAGUUGCAAUGAAAUUAAAGAAAAUAUUUCGGACUAAUCAAUGUAGCCAGCCCUUACGUACAUAAGCAUACACACAGCAAACAGCAGACACACUUCAUUCCGAUUUUUAAUGAGUCGUAAAAGUGAUUUUUUAAGUGCGCAUACUGAAAACUCGUGGAAAACUCACUUAUAUGUAUACGCAUAUAUAAACACAUAUAGAUAUACAUAUUAUAUUUAUUUAUAAAGGAAUGUAUAUAAAUUUUUUAUUGUUUUUACCUAAAAUUCUUUAUGUGUAUAACUUGCGUGGAAACAACUCGUGCGUUUUUCAACCGCUGUGAGUAUUACGUAAUAAAGUAAUUAACAUUAACAA